Molecule: messenger RNA, 2240 nt
Organism: Arachis duranensis
Lineage: Eukaryota; Viridiplantae; Streptophyta; Magnoliopsida; Fabales; Fabaceae
Product: eukaryotic peptide chain release factor subunit 1-3
Exons: 6
Coding region: 129-1511 (460 amino acids)
Biological process (GO): cytoplasmic translational termination
Cellular component (GO): cytosol; translation release factor complex
Molecular function (GO): sequence-specific mRNA binding; translation release factor activity, codon specific
Source: RefSeq, a predicted model, not a curated record
UUCUAAUUAUUUGUUUCCAAAAUAUCUUUGUUUUGUUGUUCUCUUAGUUGAUCUUCUGUGGUUAUUUCCUAUAUUUUGCGAAUUCUUGAACAGCAGCUGUUAUUAGUGUGGUGGUCUGAUUUUCUAUCAUGAUUUGUCUUUCACAUUUAUUUAUGUGGCUAGCAAUUGUGUUCAUGUUAUUGGCCAACAAUUGCUCUGAGAUGGCCGAUGCACACGAGACUGACAAGAACAUUGAGAUUUGGAAGAUCAAGAAAUUGAUCAAAGCUCUCGAGGCUGCUAGAGGAAAUGGGACAAGUAUGAUUUCCCUUAUCAUGCCCCCACGAGAUCAAAUAUCUCGAGUUACCAAGAUGCUUGGUGAUGAGUUUGGUACUGCUUCCAACAUCAAGAGCAGGGUGAACCGGCAGUCUGUGCUUGGGGCCAUCACCUCUGCCCAGCAGAGGCUCAAGCUCUAUAACAAGGUUCCUCCAAACGGGCUUGUGCUGUAUACUGGCACGAUUGUUACUGAAGAUGGGAAGGAAAAGAAGGUUACUAUUGAUUUUGAGCCUUUCAGACCUAUCAAUGCUUCCCUCUAUCUGUGUGACAACAAGUUUCAUACUGAGGCUCUAAAUGAGCUUUUGGAGUCAGAUGACAAGUUUGGGUUCAUUGUCAUGGAUGGCAAUGGUACCCUGUUUGGGACCUUGAGUGGUAACACAAGGGAAGUGCUUCAUAAAUUCAGUGUCGAUCUCCCAAAGAAGCACGGAAGAGGAGGGCAAUCAGCUCUUCGAUUUGCCCGUCUUCGCAUGGAGAAACGUCAUAACUAUGUCAGGAAGACUGCAGAGCUUGCAACUCAGUUUUAUAUCAAUCCAGCUACCAGCCAGCCAAAUGUUUCUGGAUUAAUACUUGCUGGUUCAGCUGAUUUCAAAACUGAGCUUAGUCAGUCUGAUAUGUUUGAUCCUCGACUCCAAGCAAAAAUUCUCAAUGUUGUAGAUGUUUCCUAUGGUGGUGAAAAUGGGUUUAAUCAGGCUAUUGAACUUUCAUCUGAGAUUCUGUCCAAUGUGAAAUUUAUCCAGGAGAAACGCUUGAUUGGAAAAUAUUUUGAGGAAAUUAGCCAGGAUACUGGGAAAUAUGUUUUUGGGGUUGAGGAUACUUUGAAAGCUUUGGAGAUGGGAGCUGUUGAGACACUCAUUGUGUGGGAAAAUUUGGAUAUGAGUAGGUUUGUCUUGAAAAACAGUGCUACUGGUGAGGUUGUCAUUCAACACUUCAACAAGGAACAAGAGGCCAAUCAGAGCAACUUCCGGGAUCCUGUAUCCAAUGCUGAUUAUGAGGUGCAGGAAAAAAUCUCUCUUUUGGAGUGGUUUGCAAAUGAAUACAGGCGGUUUGGUUGCACUCUUGAGUUUGUCACAAAUAAGUCGCAAGAAGGGUCACAAUUUUGUAGAGGUUUUGGUGGGAUUGGUGGUAUCUUGCGCUACCAGCUGGACAUGAGGACAUUUGAUGAUUUCUCUGAAGAUGAUGCUGUCUAUGAAUCUGAAUAGCAAUCAAUGAACAACUUCCUCUUGCUGGUGCAGGAAAAGGAGGUGAAAAUACCUGCACCAGUAAUUGAGGGGGUAGCGUGCGCUCCUGCUGCACCUACUCUUCAUCCUCCACCUGUGGUAUUGCAUGAUGCCAUGCCUCAAGAGUCCAAUGUACUGAUCCUGGUUACUCGUCUAUUUGAUCUCCUGCUCCUCCAUGCCAGCAAACUUACUUGCCUCCUUAGCUCAUCUGCUCUCUACAUGUGCGCAACAAUGCAAUCUCAAACUUGUGCUUCCAAAAGAAAUAACCUUGGCUCCAUGCCGGUUGGCUUCAUCAUAUCCGACUAUGGUCUCUGAGCAAAGCAGUGAUUGUGUAAGAAAGCAUGCCCACUUCUUACCAUGAGGUGGAUGGAUCCAGAAUUUUCUCUUAACGUGGUUUAUGAAUGAUCCUUGAGCUUGUGCUCUGAAAUCUAUGAUUAUGUCGCUCAUAUAUAAUGAUUGUUUGGGAACUUAGGUGUGGUGAUGUCUAAUGAUGUUAAUUAGGGGCCUUCAAGACUUGCGAGCAAUAUCUUACUUCAUGGUGUGUGAUGUAUGAUAUGACGAGCCUUCUACUUUCUGGCUAGUUUGUUUUCAGGGUACGGGGUACCGAAUAUUUUCGAUUGGGAUUUGCUUAAAUGCUUAAUGGUGUGUGAUGUGAUGAUAUGAGACUUAAGUUUAUUUGAUGGUAAUAUAUAAGACAUUGCUUUCAUGUUA